Molecule: messenger RNA, 8132 nt
Organism: Amoebophrya sp. A120
Lineage: Eukaryota; Dinophyceae; Syndiniales; Amoebophryaceae
Source: the annotation of a GenBank genome assembly
AGUUGGUUCUUCUAUGAUUUCGUCGGUGCUUGUUUUGCCUCCAUAGAGCUCCAGCUCUAGUUCGAAAAAUAUGACGAUAUCUCGUCUACUUCUUCGCGUUGCAAUUUAUUGACCCAACAAGAUGAAAGCAAGCCUUGUGUUGCCGAAGAACAUAACAACAGUGCUCUCUGUCUAUGAACUAGCAAAAAAUGGCUCGUCGUCGUCACGCGAGGUGGGGUACGCUACGCUGGGCGAGACAUGAGAUAGAAAGUUAGUACAGCAGGCGCGGUGGUAUCUGACCUCCCACUAAGCGCCUCUAUUUCGUCUUCGUCAGCACGACGGUAGCAGAGCACGACCCCGCGUUGGAAAGAUAUUUUCACCUGCGACUCCGCCUGCUGGAUGCCGCUUGGGCUUGUUCCUAAGUUCUUGCGGUUGUUCUGCUCCGUCUAGAAGCGUGGCUCGACUGCUAACCUCGGCGCUAGCGUGGUACGACCAUGGCGAACAUCGGCGCCGAGGAUGUCAAGGGCGCGGUUAUCAAAUGCAAAUAUGUCUGGGUCUGGAAACAUGUAAACUUCUGAUGCGUAUUUGAGGCCAGGAAAAAAUCUGUCAUGCAUGGACCGCAAAAGUAGCUCACUUCUUGCCACCAAAAGGGGGAACUUGAUGUCAUGCGGAUUAGGCAUCGCCUAACCUGCUCAAGAAAUAAACCUGCGCUGCUAGGACUUGCAUGCUAGACCUUCUGCGUCAUGCACAAACAGCGUCACACUUUUCCAGCCCCAGACAUAUUUGCACUGGAUAGCGGUGGAGAACCGGCAAAAGUCGGACUUCGCCAACGCGGACAUGGUGAUUGACGAGUACCUGGAGAAGAAGGCUGCGCGCGAACGGUAUCCUGUGCAAAAGUAUCUGAUACUCGUAUUGCAAUCAUGCAUUAUAAAUCCUUUUCUUGAGGUAAAUCAGCAUUACAAAUUUUACUUCUCACGCUGACGAGGAAAUUUGUAAUGCAUUCAUACGAAUGCGAUACUUUUGCAGUAGUUCAUAAACGGGAAAUCCUGGCGAUGAUCAAGAAGCUGAAGGGCGAGCCGGACGACGCCGAGCUGGCUAUGGGGAUCUCAAACGUUACAUUCCGAACUGUUACUCGAUUUGUCAUGCAAAAUCCCCAUAAGUCGUCACGUCGGAAGAUGAUGGCUCUUUGCAUGACAAAUCCUCGAAGGGCUGAACAGCACCUACAUCUGUUGCAAAUUUGUGAUGCGAGACUCGCAGGCUUGCCCCUUUCGAUAUUUGCUCUUCUUGCAUGACAGAUUCGCGUAAGUAACAGUUGAGGGUGUAACGUUUGCGAACGCCAUACUGGCGAUCGUGCGGAUCGACGCGGAGCAAGAGCGGAUCCGGUUAGGAAUUCCAGUUUCCGGAGCUCACAUAUGACAGUGCACAAGUACAACACAACUCCCCCUUAUUUGUAUAGCAUAAACGGCAGUGCAAGCAUUAGCAAGAAUGCCGGUUUUGCAUUACAAAUUUGCACUGGAGCAUAGUGCUACGAUUUGGGAUGCCAGAACUUGUCAUGCAUAAUAGUGACAGGAGGGAAACCGUGGACUUGGUAUUUUGCAUGAGAAAUGCAAAUGACAAUGAGAACGAGGGGGAGUUCUUGUGCACUGUCAUAUCACAAACACCUGCACUGGAUCCCGCAGCGGUACGUGGCCCCGACGUAUGAAUUGCAAAAGUAUCGUACUCGUAGUAAUCGCAGUCAUGCAUCACAAAUUGCUUUCUCAAGUGGAACCCGCAUGACAAAUUUUAUUUCUCACGCUGAGGAAAUUUGUCUUGCGAUUUAUACUAGUACGAUACUGUUGCACUGCAUACCACGGGCCAGCCGCCAAUCCGCCGGUUCUGCUCCAAGUACUAUCAAACAAAAAAGUGUUAACGUUAACGGUUUCCACAGAUGGCAGUCAUGCAUUACAAAUUUUGCCAUCCAUGCAUGCUACGCAAUACAAAUUUUGGCACCUUUUCUGAUGCAUUCCUGCAUCACAAAUUCCGUUAACGUUAACACUUUUUCGUGUGAUAAGUACGGAGACUUCUUCAUGUACGCCUGCGGCUACUGUCAGUUUCUCAUCGUCAUCAUCAUGUUUGUCGUUUGGUGGCACGCAUUCCAGGAGUACAACGACUCGUACUCGGGGAAAUGCCAGCUGAGCCGCCCUUCCAAUCGACUGAACGAGACGCAGGCUUUGUGCCGAGACUGUCUCUUCGACAUCAAGGCGCUGAUUGAUGUAGAAGAGCAGUCUAUGCAAGAAAAAAACUGUGUAAGUGUAAAUCUGUGAUGCAAAAAAUGCAAAACAGUAUAAACUUCUCAGGCUGGAAGUGCGUCAUAGCCGUGAUUCAUGCGCGUUUUCACGUACUAUCUGCGCAUGACAGGUUUUUCCUGUAAUGCAAAACGAAUUUGUGAUGCUGCUCUUCCUAAAAAAUUCCACUUACACAGUUUUUUUCCUGGAUACAGUCCCCGGUGCUGGCUGAAGAGAAACGGGAGGAGUGGCUCGACCACGUGCGGUCUACGUACUCGAGCAACGAGCUGGCUCUCUACUACACCGCUAUCGAAAAAUUUUACUCCCGCGACUUCGGCGAGCGAUACCGCGAAUUUCGCAUGCGGAAAUACAAAGUCAAGUACAACCCCUACGGUUUGGUCUACUACGUUCCCGAACAACCUGUUUUCAAGUGUUGUCCGCUAUGCAUUGCAAAUAUCCCUGGAUGUCUGGAAACUUGUAAUGCUGAGUUGGAAAUAGUGAGUUCUCUGCAAUGCACAGCCAAGCAUGAGAAAUAUUUUCGCGCCUAAGUGUUGCGGUUUCCCCAUGAGAAACUGCGUUUUUCCAUGACAAGCACAAGGAUCUCUUCUUGGACACGCAUCGCAAACUCUUCUGUGAUGCCAGACAAGCAUGACAGACCCUGCAUCCUUCCAGACCCAGACAUAUUUGCAGUCGAUAUCCGCAGUCCUGUUGCGACUGGCUCCAGACGAGUUCCGUGGCUGACCGCGGGCACUGCGACACCACUGUUUUCACGCACCUGCAAACGCAGCACUGGCGUCUAUCAAAUGCAAAAAUGUCUGGGUCUGGGCGGAUGGAACUUGUGAUGCGUCCUGUGGGUCACACAAAAAUCUGUGUUGCGUGAUCACCAAACAAAGUUGUUCUUUUUUGACCAACAUGAGUGGGAGUUUCUCAUGCAGGGUAGGCAUGAUAGAGAUUUCGCAGAAUCUGUCAUGCUAGGUCCUGCAUUCCAGACCACAUGGGGCAUGGGAAAAUAUGCAUGACAAGUCUGCAUUCUACUUCCAGACCCAGACACUUUUGCAUUUGAUAGCGUCUCUACGCCGACGAUCAGGACACAAACCAGUGUAACACCGGCGCGUGGGACUGCACCCUCUACCGCCCGGUGGAUUUCGAUAUGGAGGUCGGCGCAGGCUACUAUCAAAUGGUGCAAAUAUUAUGUCUGGAUCUGGAAACCGAAACUUGUGUUGCUGAUACGUGCAUUACAGAAACUUGCUUGCACGGCAUAACAGCAUGAUAAGUUUUUUCCCUUGGUUGAUGUUCCUUGCGGAUUCAUUCAUUCGUAUUUAGCAUUACAAAGUGCAGCCAUCCUCAUCCAGCACGACAGAAAACCUGGUCCAUCGUAUUCAUGCAUUACAGAUCUUGUUGUCCUUCAGACAUCGGAUUCGGAUCACAAAUCCAGACCGCCCAAAAGACAUAUUUGCGAUGCAUAGCUACAACGACGCGGUGAACGUCGGCGUGCCGCAGCACAGCUUCCGUUUUGAAUACCACGCGGUCAACGUGUUUUGGUUCAUCACCCAGCUUAUCCUGUGCAAAAGUAUCGUACUCGUAUUGCAGUCAUGCAUUACAAAUCCUUUUCUUAAGGUAAAUCAGCAUUACAAAUUUUAUUCCUCAUGCUGAGGAAACUUGUAAUGCAUUUAUACGAGUGCGACACUUUUGCAAUCCAUACAGCUUUGGGUCCUGGCGAUCGGCGUGAACUUCUUGUACGUGAUGGGCUGUAUUCUGAUCUGGACCAUUGAGAAAAAGUCCGUGGCCAUCCGCUCCAUGAUGGCGGACCGGUAUCCACAGGAAAUUUGCCCUACAUGAUGUACAUCUGCGGUCUCUGCAUGACAAAACUGGGCUGCUAUCCUAGUUUAGCAUGACAAGUGUUAGUACAUUCGCUCCCAAUUAUUGUUGAAUAAAUUUGUGAUGCGUCUUCACAUGUGCGGCAAAUUUGUGUUGCAUAACCGGAUUGAGGAGACCAUUUUGAAGAUUCGGAUUGUGUACAUGGAAGCCCACCCGAAGUUUUUCUACCGGUAUCUGAUCCACUACUCCGACUACUACGACAAAAAAUUGGUGCGGUUCCGCCUCUUCUACGGAAGGCGGCUCUACAUGCGGAUGACGCGCAUCGGUCGGCGGUUUUGGUACGGCGUAAAAGCCGUCGAAGAGCAGGAGAAGCGGUAUUUGAAAGCCGACCGGCGGGACCUGCGGCGCAAGCCGGUCCCGGUCAGCGCGGACAUGAUGAUCAGCAAGGAUGACUGUUGGACCUGUUGCACUAUCGACUGCAAAAAAUACGUCUGGGUCUGUGACGAGAUUGCGAGAUUUGUCAUGCUAGUCUGGCAUGUCUCUGGACUCUGUAUUGGGUGGCCGGGAAGUAGAGCUCCUCUUGCCUGUCAUGCAAAUAAAACGCAGUUUCUCAUGCGGAGUACGCAACUCACAACCUCCACGGCAAAACUUGUCAUGCUGGGCGAUGCAUUACAGUGUUAUUUUCACUAUUGCCUUCCUUGCAACACAAGUCUCCAGAGAACCCAGACAUGUUUGCAAUGCAUAUGCACCUGGUGGUGCCCCUGCUUUACGUUUUCCUGGACGGUGGGGCGAAAACUGUACCACGUUUUGAAGGAAGAAUGGCGCAAGGCGCGGGGAGAAACUGAGUCGGAUAAGACAACGACCGACGCUGGUUCCAGCCAGCUGCUGGGGGACCCGAUCCCGAUCUCCGCCUACGAAAUGGGGCUCAAGCAGAUCAAGAAACCCUUCCUGCGCCCCAGAACCAUGAACUUUGCGGCCAAAGCGAAUUUGACGGAGAUGCGGGAGGUGGACAUGCAAUUGAUCGCAAAAGCGAACUAUCCUGUGCAAAAGCAUCGCACUCGUAUUUCUGAUCGCAGUCAUGCAAGACAAAUUUCUUUUUCAAGGUAAAUCAGCAUAACAAAGUCCAUAUCUUGUCAUGCUGAGCUAAUUUGUAUUGCAAGAAGUACUACGUCUACGAGUUGUGCGAUACUUUUGCAGUUCAUACGAAUCGGGUUUCCGACCAGGAGCGGUUCCUGAAGACCGGUGGCACGGAGCAACUGGGUCUUAAAUUCCACGUGGAUAGUGGCGGAGAGAAAUUUGCGACCCGAAUACGCAGAUACUACAAGCCCGGUUCCAAAUUUGACCGGAUCGUCAUUCGGGUGGUGAAGGGGGAGUGCAUCGACCUCACCCUCCACAAGUACAAGCACUGGAAAAAUCCGGACUUGGUGGUUGACAAAGUCUAUGCAUUGCAAACGUACUAUCCUAUCUGCCCAGGCUUGCAUUACAGAUCUAGUUGUUGUAUGUGAAUCAGCAUCACAAAUUUCAUUUUCCUUUUCGGAAGAAUUUUUUGUCAUGCGGUUUAUACUAGUCUACUGUUGUGUGAUAGUUCUACUCUUGCAAUGCAUAACGUUGCAAAAAGGCGAGACGGUGCCAUGAUGGAUUUUCAUGACGGACCGAAGAAACCGGAGUGGGAAAUGGAAAAUCUGAAGGUGAAACCUGUUGUCUUCGCGGACGGAGACCCCCGCGACAUCGAAAUGCGCAAAAAGUUGGAAAAGCGGAAUCUUCCGCCACUGAAGGGAGAGGGGAAGAGGGAAAAAUCGGAUUUCGACACCGCGUUCUCUUCAUCCGGGGGAACAGCUACAGUAGAGGCAGCCACAGGAGCAGAGGAUCGUGCUGAUAGAAGCAGUGCGAAUGAGUGGACCACGUCGAAUAAAGGAGCUGCAGGUACUAGUACAGCAACCAAUCCGGAGCAGGACAAAACAGGAGACGGACCGGAGCAGGAUAACGAGCCAAAGAACUUCUCUGGAGCGGGAAGAACAAGAAACGGAGAUGAUGUUGACGACAACUACGGGGAAAAUGACGGGAAAAAUGAAAAUAAUGCGAAUCCGGCAGAGCCCCCUGAGCCCGAUGAUCUUCAUGAUCCCGCAGAGACAGCAGCUCCGGCGAGAAGUCCUGCUUCAUCUUCUUCGAAAAAAGAUAAAGAACACAAGAAAAAUAGCAAGGCGAAGCGCAACUCUAACGACGACAAGACAGGCCGGGCUUCGCAGUACGAUACCGAGUUCGUGAAGCACCCCCGCGUACUGCACGUCCGAGCCUGUCUGGCGGAGAAAUUCGGGAUCCAGCCCAAUUCGGACGCUUUGGCUAGGGUGAUAUGCAAUACAAAUUUUCCGUGCAUGAUGUUGUACAAAAUGCAUCACAAACUUCACCACCUUGGAUGAAAAAGCAACUUGUCAUGCUGAAAAGGCUUGAAGGAAAAGUUGGUCAUGCGGACGCCGCAUUUGUACUUCGUUGUGUGCGGGAAAUUUACUGUGGAUAGGUGAACGACUUGAUCAUCACCACGGAGAAUUGGCACUUGGCGGACUACACCCGGCCGUGCGAGCUGGAGUUUCUCCGUAUCGCCCCCGAGUGGUUGGCGAACAAUCCGAAACGGAAGUUUCACAUCAUGCGCAAGACCAGGACGCAGCUACGGCACAAAUCCGCGCCGGAAAUCAUGAAGGCCGUGUCAGAUGUGAUCGGUGGCGGGGUGAACAACCCGGUCUUGUUUCAGUUGGAGAAAGGAGACGUUCAGCAGCCCAACGAGAUUCGGAACAGCAGUAUGAAAAAAAUACAAAGUUAUUUUCGCACAAGACGUACACCUACAGAUAGUACAAAAUCAAAAUCAAAAUGCACCAAAAUUUUGGCUCCGCCAAUCACCUUCAUGAAAUAAAGCUAUUUGUGGUGCUUACUGAAGUAGAGAAUUAGAGGAAAUUUUUUGUCAUGCAAACCGCAAUCGCACGUGUUCAUCGUGUGCGGGAAAAACGUAUUUUCUCUGUCUAUAACCACGGACAUCGGGCGGAGGUUUGAGUCCCCGAUGAAGCUGGAUUACGGCGUGCCCGAGAAAAUCGAGUUUGAGGACUACAUUAAGGACCCAGUGUAUCGCAAGAAAAAACUGUUAUUUCACUGUAAACUUCUGAUGCAUAGAACGGAACGCAGAUGUGUUUGUCUUGCUACACAUGCAACACAUUGGAAUUCUAGCUGUGUUUUCCCUUAGGAAGCGCGCAUGCCAAGUUUUCUUUGUCAUGUGUAACAAACUUGUGAUGCAGAUCUUGCAAAAUCACCGCAGUGAAGCAGUUUUUUCGUGGGAUACAGUGGAGAAGCGGGACUACUUCGACUUGAACGUGCGAUACGAUUACAGCAGCAAAAUCUCCGCCGGCGACGUCGAUCACCGAGGCGUCAAGUUCCGCGAUUUGGUGCAGGAGCGGAAGGACCGCCGGAGAGCCCGGCGGGAGGCGUUUGGGCAUGCGGACCGGGAGACGAGGAGCAAAGCUGCGAAGGGCAGGAAGCAGGCCAAUCGGAAGGGCCGGUCUGUGGACCCGGAGAUCGAAGUGCUGGUCAAAGUGGAAAACGCCGCGGCACGGGAAUUGCUGGAAUAAAACUUCUUGUACACCAACGAAGGUUUAUCUUCGUUGUUCGUGCAUUUCUUUGCUGGUGUUUGUAGUUCUGAUUCUGAAACAUAUAUGUAAUCAAUGUACGAUAAAGUUCUAAAAGUAGUAUGCGCGACCCAGCCGUAGUAGAAUGUAAAUUUUCAUCCAGGGAUAAGAAACUCCGUUGAACCAUUUCCGACUGCCUUUUCUUUGCAGUCGACAUUUUCUGAAGAAAUCGAAAACUAGACCCCACGAUGUGAAAUUUUUCUGAUGAGAGAAUCGUGCGGCGAGCGCAUGAGAAAGGGCACAAACAAUGAGGUCGGCGAGCAAUUCUUGCUCACAUUCUAUUUUUUUGCCGUCUAUUUCCCAUUGAGGUGACUAGCGACACCUCCCUUUGAGCUAGACUAUUUGUCUUCGACCUGUUGGCGUCAUUUCAUUUUCCUCUGCGUUCAGUCACAUCCAGAGGCAG